Messenger RNA from Scatophagus argus, 5168 nucleotides. RefSeq names its product tetratricopeptide repeat domain 37 (gene skic3). Gene Ontology annotation, molecular function: protein binding. The transcript is spliced from 41 exons. Gene Ontology annotation, cellular component: Ski complex. The record is from RefSeq and is a predicted model, not a curated record. Bases 173 to 4888 code for a protein of 1571 amino acids. NCBI's taxonomy places the organism in Eukaryota, Metazoa, Chordata, Actinopteri, Scatophagidae.
GUGGUUUCUUCUCUUUCAUUUCCGUGUCACGCCGAAGCCACAGAGCAAGUUGUCAACGUAAACAGUGGAUUUGGCCAACAUUUUGCUCACAUUUACAAAACCCACAUGGGUGACACCGCAACACACAGAACAAAUAUCAUUUUAUACGUCAAUUAAGUGACAUAGCAACAAAAUGUCAAGUAAAGAGGUGAAAACGGCCCUGAAAAGUGCCAGAGAGGCCAUAAAGAACAAAGAGUUCAAAGAGGCCCUAAAACACUGCAAGGCUGUUUUGAAACUUGAGAAGAACAAUUAUAAUGCAUGGGUCUUCAUCGGCCUGGCAGCCAGUGAACUCGAGCAGCCAGACCAGGCACAGACAGCUUAUAAAAAGGCUGUAGAGCUGGAGCCUGAGCAGCUGCUGGCAUGGCAGGGCCUGGCAAACCUUUAUGAGAAGACUGAUCAGUGGGAUUUCAAAGUUGAGCUACCGAAUGUUUAUCAGAAGCUUGUUGACCUGUAUGCAAGCUCUGACAAAAGUAAAUGUUAUGAGAUGAUCAAAAAGCUGUCAAAUAUGUAUCAGGCUGACAAAGAAUAUUUAAAGUUGGCAAAGGUUUGGCUGCUGCUCCUGCAACUGAAGGAGGAAGAGGCUGUGGACAAGAAAGAGUUGCUGCAGCUAUGGCAACAGAUGACCCAACUCCUCUCAGACUGCCUUAAUGAAGAAGUGCAGGACAAUGAAAUUCAACAGCUUUUAAUCACUGCAUUUGAGAAAGCCAUGGUUCUCAUUGAUCCUGUACCAGGAGAGGAACACAAGAAGAUCUCAACUGACUACAUCAAAUGCCUUUCUAAACUACCAAAUGAUGAAGCCAAACUGAAAGAGGCGUGUGAGUCCAUGCUGUCCCUCUACCCCAAGCAAAGUUAUCCUCUUGAAGUCCUGUGUUCUCACUACCUCAAAACAGGUGUUCAGAGUGAGGAUGCAGUCAGCUGUUUCUCCCGGCUCCUGGAUCUGGACCCUAACAGUGGAUUAGGUCACAUGGGUCUGGGCACCAAAGCAGUGCAAGAAGGGAGGUAUAAAGAUGCCAUUAAGGACCUUGAACAAGGACUGAAAAAGAUGAGCUCCAGUACAGGAUGGUACAGUCUGGCUGAAGCUCAGUUUAAAAUGCACAGAUACUCAGAAGGUGCUGUAUCAUGCUCUCAAGGUCUGGCAGUUUGUGUUUCUGGAGACAAGGAGCUGAGGGUCAAACUGCUUAGGCUGAAGCUUGAGGCUUUAGUAAGGAGUGGAGAAGAGAAAGUUGCAGACCAGGCUUUGGAGACUUUUUCACAGAUCCCAAAUGCUGAACAAGACCCUGUUCUCAUAGCCCUGAAAGGACAUGCAUACCUGAACAAGGGAGAAGUUGAUCAAGCACUUAAGGUGUCAUCAGAGCUGGUGGCCUCUAACCCUAACCAGGUCCAGGGAUUGGUUCUGAGAGGACUGGCACAACUGGCUCAGGGCCAGCAGGAGCUGGCAGAGAAGAGUUUCCUGAUGGCAACCAGUCAGAGCCCUAACUGCGGAGAGUAUUAUUUUUUGCUGGGAAAACUCUACUGGGACAUGGGAAACGAGACCCGUAAAGACCGGAGCAAAGCCCAUACGCAUUUGAUCAAGGCUGCAAAGUUGGACCCACAUUCUGGAUCUGCAUUCCGCUACCUUGGACAUUAUUACCGAGAGGUGGCAAAUGAUCAUAGCAGGGCACGAGGCUGCUAUAAGAAGGCAUUUGAGUUGGACAACAAUGAUGCAGAAUCUGGAGCUGCCUCAGUGGAUCUCAGUAUGGAGAUUGACGAUAUGGACACUGCCUUAGCAAUACUCCAGUCAGUGAUUGAGAAAGCCACUCCUGGCUCAGCUAAAUGGGCUUGGAUGAGACGAGGUCUUUACUACCUGAAGGUGGGAGAGCACAAGCAAGCUACGGCUGAUCUGCAGGCAGCUCUGAGAGCAGACCCCGAGGACUGGGUAUGUUGGGAAUGUCUGGGUGAGGCCUACCUAAACCGCCGGAGCUUCACAGCAGCUCUGAAAGCCUUUGGUAAGGCCCAUCAGCUUCAGCCGUCCUCCAUCUACAGUGUCUACCAGGCUGCUGCUAUCAAACAGACCCUGGGCAAGUUCAAGGAGGCAGUUGCAGAGUAUUUGCAGAUCACAGCAAAGCAGGACUAUGUUCCUGCUCUUAAAGGUCUUGGAGAGUGCCAACUGUCUCUGGCAAAAAGUCUAAUGGAAGACUGCAGGGAUGGGGGAGCCAUUGACCUCAUUCAGCAAGCCAUACAGAACCUCUUCAGAGCUGUGGAGCUGCGUCCAGACCUGUCCUGUUUGUGGAAGCUGCUGGGAGAUGCUUGCACCGCAGUCAGUAUGGUGUCACCAAACAGAGCGCAGGUUUUAGUGCCUGCCCCAUUGGCUGGUUCAGACCCCAACACCCAGAGCAACACACUGAACCAGGUCCAGACACUCAAAGUCGGUGAGAGGUGUUAUGCCCGUGCUUUGAAACUGAUGUCUGAGGUCCCAAGCCUUUGGUACGACCUGGGACUCAAUUACUACCACCAGGCCAGGCUGUCCUGCCCUGCAGAGGGAGAGCUGAACUCGUUAUCUCUGCUCCUAGAGAAGGCCCAGCAGUGUUUGAAAAAAGCUAUUAUGAUGGAGAGUGGGAACCACAGCUACUGGAAUGGCUUGGGAGUGGUUUCCAUGAGCAAAGGUCUUGAGAACUUUGCUCUGGCUCAGCAUUGCUUCAUCAAGUCCAUACAAGUGGAAUCAAAUAAUGUUGUUGCUUGGACUAACCUUGGGACCCUGUAUUUAAAGAAGGACAAUAUAGAGCUUGCACACAAGGCCUUCAAGAUUGCCCAGUCCCUGGAGCCACUUUAUGUCAACUGCUGGAUCGGACAGGCACUGAUUGCGGAGAGAGUAGGAAGCUAUGACACCAUGGAUCUUUUCAGGCACACCACUGAACUCAGCACACAUCAGAUGGAGGGAGUGAAAGGUUACGCCUACUGGGUGUGUUCCACCCUGCUGGAUAAGAGCAACAGGGACUCUGAACUGUACCGCUACAACAUAGUCCAGAUGAACGCCAUCUCGGCAGCUCAGGUGGCACUCACCAAGUACACAGAGAGGAUCCAGUCUGACCCUGAUGCAUUCAUCAUGCUUGGCUACCUGAAUGAGCAUCUGCAACUGAAGAGGCAGGCCUUGCAGGCUUACAGAAGAGCUGUUGAACUGCUGCAGUCCAUGUCCACAACAGAAGAGCUGGCUUUUGCCUUGGGCAGCUAUGGCCGUGCUUUGUGCACGUCAGGCCAGUGGGAGGAGGCGGUGCGUGUUUAUAACUCCACUCCACUGCAGGAGCUCAGCGACCUGUCUGGGCUGGCUCUGGCCUACUGCAGGGCUGGACUAAUCACAGAGAGCAUUAACGCCUACGAACGUGCCUUGGCUGUGGCUUCCAGUGAGAAAGAGAAGGCCUACAUCUUAACAGCUCUGGCUCUGCUUCAGCACCUGCAGGGUAACCUGGACUCAGCCAAGACUCUGCUGUUUAAAUGCUCAAUGUUAAAGGAGCCGAUUUCAGAGUCUCUGCUGUGUUUAUGCGCCCUCGGAUUGGUCCACGGCGAUGCUACAUUAGCGUCUGCUGCAUUGACUGAGCUGCUGAAGCAAGGUUCAGCCUCUGGGAAUGUUGUGGAGCAGCGGUGUCUUCUCACCUGCGCCUUGCUGGCCCUGCAGGGCAAGUACAGUGCGGUGCAAAGAGAGGCUUCCAGAGCUGUACACAGCAAUCCUGGAAACCCAUCUCUGUGGGCGCUGCUGUCCAGACUGGUACCACAGUACUACCCCAGGAAGGCAAAUGGUGGAGCGAUGGCUGGUCAUGUCGCCUGUCUCUCCAGUAUGACCCAAGGAAAGAGGGCGUUGUUGUACAGUGGAGUGAACCAACUGGCCAGCGGGAGGCAUUCAGGAGAAGACCAACACAGGAAUGCACUGAAGACGAUGCAGAGAGCUGUGCUGCUCUGUCCUGAUGAUCCAGCAACAUGGGCGGGACUAAUGGCUGCCUGUCACACAGAAAACACCUCCUGUUAUCUUUCGGGUUCUGCUCCGGGCCGACAAGGUCUGGAGCAGGUCCUCAUGUCAGUGGUUUCUGAGAAAGUGCGUAUUGUGGAGGAGAUAGAGCGCCCUCUGGCCCAGAGUCUGGAAGGCUGGGUGUUACAACAGGCAGUGACUGGUCUCAUGCUGGGGGGACAACUGGAUCAGGCUGAAGCUCUCUGCUCACAGGUGCUGAAUGUUUCUCCAGAACACCCAGCCGUGCUGCUGUCACUCAGACAGGUGCAGUGUCAGCGCCUCCUUCUUGCCAGUGGUGAUACUGUCCUCCCGGACGCUGUGCUGGAGCAGCUUAACAACACGGUGAUGGUGAACCCCGCCAACGUUGGGGCGUGGCACUGGCUGGCUGAGGUGUAUCGCAGCCAGGGUCUGCUGGUCCAGGCAGUCAUGGCUUACAGGCAGAGCCUUCAGCUGGCCUUGCAGCUCGGCAUGCACAGCAGCCAGGUAUCAAGCCUCCUCCGACUAGCCCUGCUGGCCCUCGGACCCUGUAUGGCGGGUGUCCCAGGAAACGACUGGACAAACCUGAUACUAGAAGCCACCACUGAGGUCUUGAAGCUGGGUUCAUCCCCUGUGGCUUUCCUUUUCCAGGCCCUGCUCCAGUAUGCGACCAAGAUGGCUGCCAGGGAAACGAGGCGUUUGUUGGAGAGGCUGGUAGACGCCCCCCCUCAAGACUUCCCAGUGACGGUAGUGCAGGUGGCCAGCUGGUACCUGCUCAGACAUUUGCUGGCUAAAAACGACGAAGAGCUAGUUAAUGUCCUUUUGCAACAUGCCAAAAAGAAUGGAGAUGAAAGACUGCUGAAGUUUCAUUCACUGCUUGCCUCUUCUUCAUCAUGAAUUUUGUCUACAGCUUCAUCACUAUGAAAUCAUGCAGCUUCACAGGUUUAUCCACAGGUCUUAGUCAUAGGCAUAAGUCAUUCAGCUAAAUAUGAAAUCAUAUCGAACUGGACAUCGUGGCUCUCACAGCAUAAAUGUGACAUUUAUUGGGUUUACGUUAUUCUUUGGUUUUACACUAGGCAGUGUUCAGGUAUCAUAUAUGUCAUCAUAUUAUUUCAAAAUGUAUAAAAUAACCAAUGUCAUUCUGGCUGAAAUAAACAGAUUUUGCUCAAUAUAUAAA